This is a messenger RNA of Camponotus floridanus (Florida carpenter ant), 2864 nucleotides long. It is a transcript of the gene MCU, whose product is annotated as calcium uniporter protein, mitochondrial. Gene Ontology annotation, biological process: calcium import into the mitochondrion; mitochondrial calcium ion homeostasis. The record is from RefSeq and is a predicted model, not a curated record. NCBI's taxonomy places the organism in Eukaryota, Metazoa, Arthropoda, Insecta, Hymenoptera, Formicidae. Gene Ontology annotation, cellular component: uniplex complex; mitochondrial inner membrane. Bases 383 to 1648 code for a protein of 421 amino acids. The transcript is spliced from 7 exons. Gene Ontology annotation, molecular function: uniporter activity; calcium channel activity.
CGAGAUAUAUCGAUGAUAAGAUAUCCGCGGAUGCUGCACUGGGAGAAGAUGAUCUCCAGUCGCGUUUGAAAUUUUCCAAAUAUACCGCGAACAGAGACCUCGAUCCAAUGCGCGUCGAGAGUGACGCGGCGCGCAUGUCACGUCAGCUGGCCGCCGCAAGGUCGGGGUCCCGCUCGGGCUGGAGCGCGCGAUGCCGCCCGUUAGCCGCGGGUAGCAGUUGCUCGAAGCCGGUCGCAGUUCGCGCUGGUCUGCCCGAUUAUCCGCGACGGUGGCAGACAGGUAGGUGUUGUUUUCCGUGACUCGUGAGAGAGAGAAAGAGAGAAGCGAACGGUGGUGUGAGCGAUACGUCAAAGUGCCCAAGUUUUUCGACGCCGACGACGGAAUGGCAGCGGUAUCUUGCCGGGCGAUAUUCGUCGUGAGAUGGUGCGAAAUGAGCCGCGUGUUAACCGCCACGUCCUGCCUGGCCGCGACGAGAAGAUACCGAAAGGAAACAUGGUGCAGACGAUGGUGGCACAUUUCUCAAAGGAGUCUCUCCCUAUCGGCCAGUUCUUACUCGCCGAGGUUAAAUCCGCUUCUGAUGAAGCAACUAAAAGAGCCUAAAGCCACGGAAAAACAAGCAAAAAGAACUGCGAGAGCUACGUCAACUGAAAAGAUAGAUAUUGAAAGUGCUGAUGUGGAUGUCACCGUGGCAUAUUACCAAGGGCUUCCCAGAAUCACGGUGCCUCUUCCAUCUAGAAGAGAAUAUUGCUCGUUUACCAUGAAACCAAUAACACAUACAGUCGGCAAUUUUUUAGAUAUGUUGAAGACAGAGGAUCGUGGCAUUGAUCGAGCAUGCAUAACAUCGUUAGAUGGCGUCAGAAUAUCUUCCAGUAAUACGAUAGAAUCGCUUUUAGAAGGGGAUUUCAAAUUAAUAAUAAACGAUAACGAAUAUGUUGUUUCACCACCGUUGCAAGAAAGGUGCACGAUAGAGGAUCUUCAGAAACUUGGAGAUGUACAAGCACUCGUUGCACAACUUUAUGAAGCGUUCCACGUGCGAGAAUAUCAAGUCGACAUGGAAAGAUCAGUUGUGGCCGAGCUAGAAGACAUUAGAUUACAAUUAGUACCCAUGGAACAGAAAUUGCAAGAAAUACAAAAUGCCGCUUAUAAAAAGGCAAAUUUCUUUAUUUGGACGUUCCUAAUUAUGAUGUCAAUCCAAUUUGGAGCAUUAGCCAGAUUAACCUGGUGGGAAUAUUCAUGGGAUAUAAUGGAGCCUGUCACUUAUUUCGUUACUUAUGGCACUACUAUGAUGUGGUUUAUUUAUUACCUCGUCACUAGACAGGAAUAUAUGCUGCCGGAUGUGUUAAAUAGACGUCAUCUCAUAGUACUUCAUAGAAGAGCACGGAAAAUCGGUCUCGAUAUUAACUUGUACAAUUCGUUAAAGGAUCGAGCCUACGAAUUAGAAACCACCUUGAAAGUUAUUCGUGGUCCUUUACACGAAUAUAAGACUGAAAAGGAACGUAAGCAACGCGCCAGAUCCAGUUCCAGUAGCUCAAGAUCGCCGAGUUCCUCGCCUAGCCCCAGCCCCAGCCCCAGCCCCGAAAGAGAUGUUCCUAAAACCACGCCAGAACUGAAUGUUCCGAAAAAACAUCCCGAGGGAUUUAAAGUUUAGUCUAGGUUGGGUGAAAGUUGAAUCAAAUUUUGUCAAAUUUAAUUCAACAUACAGUGUGCGAUAAAAAGUCAUAAGUAACGAAUUCAACGAUUACCGAUCGCUUAAAUUAACAUUAUCUUUUUCCAACGAAGUAUUGGAUAUACUUAAAAGAGAAUUUUUCGCGUGAUGCACUCAGGAUAAUUUUUAAGUCCGCAAAAUCGAUGCUGAACGCGAUCAGAGUGCGAGACAAAAGGAGAAUGUAAUUUAUUUUUAUGUUUGUGUGUGUUUGUGUAAACAGAAUCUAGAGUGAUAUCUUCAGAUCUCGACUCAGUCUUCCAAGUAGUAUCGGCGGCAACCUUUACCACGCGUAUUUCACAGGCAUUAAAAUAUCGCGAUUAUCGAAUGCUCAAUGCUGUCGAACGUGUUUGGAAGACGUUAGAGAAAAAUAUAGGAGAUAAUUAUACUUAGGCAUCAUAAAUGUCGUAACAACCGCUGGAUGAGCAGUCUUCGAAUCAGUUAGUAUUUUAACAGAAGAGAAUAACAUUUUAUAAAAAUUUUAUAAUAGCAUAUGUUUUAUUUGAGAUAUAACAUAUGAUCAAAAUGAUACAUGUCAAAUAUGAUGCAUAUUUUUCUUUUUCAAAAAUAUAUCUGGUAAGUUAAAACAUUUAUGAUGUCCAGUAUCAGUGUUAACUUAGUGUAUGCUAUUUUGAUUAACUCUUUGUUGUAUUUUUAUGUAUAAUCGAAGGAUUAUUUCCUAAAAAAUGUCCACGGGUCAUUGUUGUAGAUUAUAUCUUAUCACUUUACUGGCCAAUCUUUCAGCACCAAUUCAAUCGUUAUAUCUCAUUCUCGGCCGAAUUAUAUUAUAAUAAAUCUCAAGGCAGCGGUGCUGUAACUUGAAACUCUAUGAUUGCAUAAUAAUCAUGACAGUAAUUUUUGCGCAUUGGUGCAGACUGAAUACAAUUGACUACAAAGUUAUUCAAAAUUAUAAUAUAAGUACGUUGACCAAUGAAAAUUUGGUAGUCGGUUUGUGUACACAAUACAAUUGUGUACAACAGUUUUUAGUAUACAUCUAUGCGCAUUAGUACCGCCAAUUAAAUUCGCUAUAAAAAAUAAAUAGCAUUUUAAACAAAUUAACUGACGAGUAAUUAUUCUGUCACUAUGAUAUAAUAUGCCUCGCGAAAACUGUGAGAAGAUUUAAAAAAAAAAUAAGUCUUCUGAAAUAUAAAGCCGUGUUGAG